Molecule: messenger RNA, 4930 nt
Organism: Gadus macrocephalus (Pacific cod)
Lineage: Eukaryota; Metazoa; Chordata; Actinopteri; Gadiformes; Gadidae
Product: adenylate cyclase type 8
Exons: 21
Coding region: 323-3886 (1187 amino acids)
Biological process (GO): adenylate cyclase-activating G protein-coupled receptor signaling pathway; cAMP biosynthetic process; intracellular signal transduction
Cellular component (GO): plasma membrane
Molecular function (GO): adenylate cyclase activity
Source: RefSeq, a predicted model, not a curated record
GCUGCUGACUAUAGGUAAUCCUCUUUGGACCACUCCUUUCUGAAGCUCUUCUUUGUAGCAAUCCCUUGACAUGACCUUAUGAGUUGCUCCCAACUGCCGCAGGUGGUUAACUACAACUCUCCACAAUAAAUGUAUCUUAUUCUUCCUGAAGGGGAUUCAGGAGAAGUGGAUUAUGCACAGGUUACUUUUCCAGAUAGAUAUCCACUAUUUCAUCUGGCAUUCGGAAAUAAGCAGUGGAAACACGUGGUGUACAGAAUGCAGCCUACUUUGAUCUUCUGAGCUAAGACCUACAGCAUUGAAGGGUCAGCUAAAGGUCAUCAUCAUGGUGACCUUUGCAGAGACUACGAUGGUCUCCCCCAUGGAGCUUUGCGAGCCGACCUGCCAUAUCAUCCCGCUGUCCCCAGGGCUUCGGCGGAAAAAGAUGAUGUGGCAAAAAGCUGUGAAACACAUCAUCAUCCAGAAGGAGCUUAAUGUCCAGGUGGGCGUGGAGCCCGCGCCCAAGAUGUUCGUGACCGACGCCUACAUCGAGGCCAUCAACCGGCAGAUCCGCGACAAGGCCUCGCGCGGCUCCAAGCGGCGCUCCUCCGCGGUCCGCGUGUUCCCCGUCCCCCAGAGCUCCUCCAGCCCGCACGCCAGCCCGCUGGCGGGCGGCUACGUCAGCGACGCAGACUUCUUCGUGCGCUGGGGCCACGCGGUGCGCGGCGUCUUCAUCCCGACCCUGAGGCACACCUUCAAGUCCGGGGACCUGGAGAAGCUGUACCAGCAGCACCUGUCCCACCAGCGCCGCAGCUCGCUGGCCGUCGCCAACGUCAUCGACGCCGUGGCCAAGCUCCACAUCCUGGUGCUGUACCUGGCGCUGGCGCCGGAGGCCGUGCCGGACCACCUGCGCGGGUGGCUCACGGCCCUCUUCAUGGCGCUCGCCGUGACCCUGUGUGUGGCGGUGAUGACCUGCAAGGCCUCCAUAUCGCCACGGUGGCUCCGUUACGCCGGCCUGGCCAGCUGGCUGUCCCAGACCACGCAGGGGCUGGGGGGGCUGGGGUACGGGCUGGAGCGGGACCCCUCGGGGUACGUGCUCUUCACGCUGUUCGCCACGUACACGCUGCUGCCGCUGCCCCUGCUGUGGGCCAUGUGCGCCGGCGCCCUGACGUCGGCACUGCACCUGGGGGCGGAGGCGGUGCACUGCUACCACGACGCCCUGCUUCUGAGACAGGUGUUUGCCAAAGGCCUGCUUUACUUUGGGAUGAACACAGCAGGCUUAUUCAUCCACUAUCUGACAGACCGUUCCCAACGGCAGGUUUUUCUUGAGACCCGUCGUUGCAUCGAGGGCCGCCUCAAACUGGAGAUAGAGAACCAGAGACAGGAGCGUCUGGUGCUGUCCAUCCUGCCUUCCUUUGUUGCCUUGGAGAUGAUAGCUGAUAUGAGCACUUUAGGGGAUGAGCUCAGUACACAGGAAUUUCACAAGAUCUAUAUCCACCAGUACAAAGAUGUCAGUAUCCUUUUUGCUGAUAUCAAGGGCUUCACCCUGUUAUCCAUGAACCUCUCUGCUCAGGAGCUGGUCAAAGUACUCAAUGAACUGUUUGGCCGCUUCGAUCGGCUGGCAGAGGAAAACCAUUGUAUGAGGAUAAAGAUCCUGGGAGACUGUUACUACUGUGUGUCCGGGGUGCCUGAGCCCCAGCGUGGCCACGCCCGCUACUGCGUGGAAAUGGGCCUGGCCAUGAUCAGCACCAUCCGGCUCGUGAGGCAGCAGCUCAACCACGACGUGGACAUGCGGAUCGGGAUCCACUCGGGCUCUGUGCUGUGCGGGGUGCUGGGCCUGCAGAAGUGGCAGUUUGACGUCUGGUCCUGGGACGUGGGCAUCGCCAACAUGCUGGAGGCUGGAGGCAUCCCUGGACGCAUCCACAUCUCCCGGGCCACGCUGGACUGCCUGGACGGGGUCUACCAGACCGAGCUGGGACACGGAGCGGACAGGAGCGAGUUUCUUCGUAAGCACAAGAUCGACACCUUCCUGGUCUGUCCUAAAGAAAAUGGGACCCCCCUCGAACAAACGGAGCGCACCAGAACCGCUAAGGCGAGCCGCACGUGGAACCCUGAGCUGCCCUUUGGGAACAUCACCGAUAUGAACUGUAUCCUGGCCUCCUUCACCAAUGGAUCCCUGGCCCAGCUGCCCAACCCGCGCCAGUCCACCGCAAAGGAGAUCAACAGGCGCAUCCAGCACGCCAUCCAGGUGCGAAGCGGCGACCGCAUGCACCAGGAGCACAUCGCCCCCUUCACGCUGGUCUUCAAGGACACACACAUCGAGAGCAAGUUCUCCCAGAUGAGAGAUGAAAUGUUCAACUCCAACUUGGUUUGCUCCUUCAUCAUGCUACUCUUCCUCAUGGCUGCCCAGGCCCUUAUCCCCGCCCCCAGGCAGUACCCAGCCGUUCUCCAGUUCUCCCUCUUCCUGCUGGCCUACCUCCUGCUGCUCCUGCUGGCCCUGGCCGAGGAGUUCAACCGGGCCCCCUGGGCCCUACAGCAGGCCUGCUGCUGGAUCCACGAGAACAACAGCGCCCGCAACCUGCUCACGCUCGCCGCCAUCGCCAUCCACUUUGGCCUGGCCUCCUUCGACAUGAUGUGGUGCAUUGUAAGGGAUAAGGAGCCAGCAUUGGCUGAGGUCACAGACAGAAACAGCCCUGCUUCCCCCAACCAACAACCACUUAGCCUUUGCACUUACCCAGAGUUCUUCGUGUUGAGCGGGGUGAUCGCCAUGGUGACCUGCGCAGUAUUCCUGCGUCUCAACUCCCAGCUGAAGCUGGCAGUGUUGCUGCUGGCUAUGGCUGCAAACUGUUGUCUAAUUCACCUGGCCUUCAACAUGCUCAGCCAAGACACACUGCACAGGUCUAGCUACCUGCGGAGAAAAGGAAUCUCAAUUCUUCUCAUGGCCAUGUUUCUGGUCGCUAUUUCCUACAAUGGACGGCAGUGGGAGGCCACGGCCAGGCUGGACUUCCUGUGGCGCCUGCAAGCCCAACAGGAAGUAGAGGACAUGAGGGAGUUACGUGAACACAAUGCGUGUUUGCUGCACAACAUUUUACCAGCACACGUGGCCCAACAUUUUUUGGAGAGAGGCAAGAAUGACAAGGAGCUCUACUCCCAGUCCUACGAUGAAGUGGGCGUGAUGUUCGCCUCCAUUGCCGGCUUCGACGACUACUACGAGCAGAAAGAGAUCAAGCACGAAGGGGUGGACUGCCUGCGACUGCUGAACGAGAUCAUCGCUGGCUUUGACGAGUUGCUGGAGGAGUCCUACUUCCAGUAUGUGGAGAAGAUAAAGACCAUCGGCAGCUGUUACAUGGCUGCCUCUGGUCUGGCGCCAGACAAACAGGGGAGGUAUGAAUGGAACCACCUGAGUGAGCUGGUUCUAUUCGCACUAGCCAUGCAGGAGACCUUGAAGGAGAUUAACAGGAACGCGCGCAAAAACUUCCAGCUACGUGUGGGCAUCGCCCAUGGGCCGGUGAUUGCUGGGGUCAUCGGGGCCACAAAGCCACAGUACGACAUCUGGGGCACCACGGUGAACCUGGCCAGCCGCAUGGACAGCACCGGGGUGAACGGCCGCAUCCAAGUGCCCGAGGCCACCAAGAAACUACUGGCUGACUGGGGCUUUGUGCUGGAGCUGAGGGGGGAGAUUUUCGUCAAGGGGGUGAGCGAGUCCAAGGGGAAGGUCCGCACCUACUUCAUCGGCAGCAUGCGGAGCAGGAACUCCCACACCCGCAAAGAGAGACUCAACAAGAGGCGGUCCGGUGCCCGACACACCCUGGCCGAGGUGGUGUUUGGGCUGGUGCAGGCCAGGAACAAGGAAAAGAUGAGGGAGCCUAAUCCAAGCCUGACUGUGUCGCCCUGCCUUUCUGACUGCUGAGGGGGUUCUCUCAGGGUGCAAGGGUCAGGGGUCAUCUCAAUCUGAACAUACCAUGUUUAAUGGUGUGUUUUUUCCCUCUUCCCUGCCUCGUAUUCCGCCUAAACUGUAUUGUCAAGACUUUCUAUGGAAUAGCGCAAUUUACCUACUGAAGGGCAGUUCAUGGGAUGCUGUGUUUUAAAUUGAGUGCUGAAGGACGUUUAAAGCAAUUUUAAUAUUGUUAUGCCAUAUCAGUAUACUCUUUACCCCAAAUGAUCUAAGUCCAACAUAUAUUUAAUAGUCAAAUAACAUAUAAUACAACAGUAUAAUAUAACCUAAGUGAUAGACACAUUGAGUUGUAGAUUUGAAGGCCAAAAACAAAGAAUACCUCAAGAUAACUUGUAGGAAACCUUUGCAACCUCUUACAAAUCAUUGAUUACCUAAAGUUGCCCAACGCUUAUGUGUGAUUAUGUACUGUUUUUUAACUGUUAUUUCUCUCUUUUUGAGAUCUGUAGUACGAUUUUGUGCAGUUUUUCUAACUGUCACCAUUCAUUACUGAUCAGUGGCCACCAAAAGUCUAUAAUCAAACUAUAUAGCAUACACGGUAUUUAGCAUAUACAGUAUAUUUUAUACAGUGUUUACUUCCUUUAAAUAGACAGUUUUCUGUGUCAAACAUCAACUUUGUUUAACAUAUUCACAUUGUAUAAUAUUAUUGACAAAAACAUUAUACAAUAGCCAAUUAAUCUCUGCCUUGAUAUGUAUGAUCACACGUAGUUUACAAGGGAACAUUUGCUCUCUGUCAAGAAGGUGUGUACGUAUGGUUAUAGAUUGUCUUCAAUGCCAAAAUCACGAACACAAACUGUGUUAUAUAGGCCUAUCUCUAUCUAGUCACUAUUAAUUAUAGGUUGUUUCGAAAAUCUGAUGCUCUUUACCUCAUUGUUGUAAAUACGUGGAUGUAGUUCUGUUGUAAAUAAUUUUAUUAUCCUUCCUAAGUAAACUAUUUUUCCCACUUUCUACCAAGACCUAAAUAAUGGACAACUCUUUUACUAUUAAAAAUGUGUUCUGCCA